This is a messenger RNA of Tribolium castaneum (red flour beetle), 4214 nucleotides long. RefSeq names its product zinc finger protein 142. Lineage: Eukaryota; Metazoa; Arthropoda; Insecta; Coleoptera; Tenebrionidae. Gene Ontology annotation, cellular component: nucleus. Bases 183 to 1865 code for a protein of 560 amino acids. The record is from RefSeq and is a predicted model, not a curated record. The transcript has 3 exons. Gene Ontology annotation, biological process: positive regulation of transcription by RNA polymerase II.
AAAAGUGUAAUGUUGUUCUCGAUUUCUGGACGUAGGUGCGCCCACAAUUAUGUAACCUGACAGUUUACACUUGUGAGGUUACUGCACUUUUCUGUCAACGUAACUAACAAAAAAAAUGUUAUUUUAAAAUAUAAGAAAAAGAGUGGACGAAACCUAAAAAAAGUAACACCGAAAUCGAUUUAAUGUUCACUGAAGACCUGUUCACUUGUGACCAACCCCCAGAGCCUUACGAUUGCAAACAAUGCGGCUUUAAAACCGACUUUAAGACAAUUCUGCAUCUCCACGAGCGCAAAUUCCACCAAAAUUUCGACGAAAACCGACAAUUCCGCAAGUACAAAUGCCAAAAGUGCGACCUGAUAACGUUCUCCCUCCUGAUUUACUCCAAACAUCGGUCAACAACAUGCAAACAAGUGUACCGAUUUUCAUGCCCCCAGUGCCCCUUCAAAGCCACCCAAAAAGUCACAAUCAAAUUCCACAUCAUCAGCAAGCACACGCCACUCGACGAAAUCAAAUGGUUCCAGUGCGAAAAAUGCCCAUACAAAUCCAAAAUAAAAUCAACUUUACUCCGACACACCAAACGCCAGCACCAACCACUGGACGAUUCUCAAUGGUUUAGUUGCGAUUUGUGCAAUUAUAAAACCCAACGCCAGGACCAGUUGAAAAGACACCACAAUUUCAACCAUCUGGUUUCGCAAAACACGAUUUAUGGUUGCACUAAGUGUGACUAUAAAACCAAAGAACCAAACUGUCUGAAAAACCAUCUAGGUGGGCACUCACAAACGGACGAGAUGUGGCUGCAGUGCAACCAAUGCGACUACAAAACCAAGCUAAAGGCGUCCCUAACACGUCAUGUUAAUUUAAAACACACUGUUAUUGGUUCAAAUCAACUGUGUUGCGAUUUAUGUAAUUAUAAAACAAACCGCGAAAAAAACUUAAAAAGGCACAAAAGCUACAACCAUUCGACACCCAAUGUUAUCGUCUAUGGGUGUACGCAAUGUUCCUUCAAAACCAAGCAUCCAAAGGUGCUAAAGCACCACCAACUUCAGGAACAUACAAAUGGGUCAGAAGACAUAUGGCUACAGUGUGACCAAUGCGACUUCAAAACCAAGAUCAAUUAUCUCCUAACUAAACAUUUCAAACUUAAACAUACAAUUGUUGACGACUCGCUUCUGAUUGGUUGCGAUUUAUGCGACUAUAAGACCGAACGGUUGAAUAACCUAAAAAGGCACAAACGCUACAACCAUUCCCCUCCGCAAGACUCAAUCAAGUAUGUGUGCAGCAAAUGUCCCUUCAAAACAAAACACAGCACAGUUCUCAAAUACCACGUGAUCAGGCAACACACAGCCGCCUUGGACGCGCAGUGGUUUAAGUGCGACCAAUGCAAUUACCAAUCAAAGAUCCAGUCGGACUUAAAAUCACACGUUCGAUUAAGGCACAUGUGUGAAAGUCGGCGCAAAAAAGUGCAAUAUGCUGACACUGUCCCCAAGGACUGCAAAUGCCUGCUCUGCCCGUACAAAACAGCAAGCCAUGAAGCUUUACAAAAACACGUGGCUUUUAGACAUAAUCCAUCCAAAUUGUUGCACGAGUGCCCGCAUUGUUUUUUCACGACCAGGUUUCGGACGUAUUUGAACCAGCACAUCAUCAGGGAGCAUUCGGAUGUGGAAGCGGUCAAGUGGUUUGAGUGUGAUCGGUGUGAUUAUAAGGGAAAGUUUAAGCAGUAUUUGGUGAGGCAUGUGAGGGCGGUGCAUGAAAGUGAUGAGACGAAGAUGUUCAAGUGUGAGUUUUGCGAGUAUAAGUCGAAAAGGAAGGAGAAUGUUAAGAGGCAUAAGUUUACCAUGCAUUUGGGGAAGAAGGAAGCAGUGUGAAGGGUUGAUUUUUUGUGUUGUUGCUUUAUAAAUAUAUUUUUUAUUUAAUUGUGUUUGUGAUUGGGAAAUAAAUAAAAAUUUUCAGAACGGUUUAACAGAAAACCUUGAAAUUUGGGGAACGGCUAAAAGUGUUUAAAUUCUAUCAUCUGAGAGCUUUUUCAAAUUUUUAUCGUCAUUUAUUUUGAAAAUUCAAGGCUAACUUGAUUUUUUUUAAUGGCACGAAGGGUCAAAUUUAAUCAUUUUUAAAAGAGCAUUUUUUUCUGAAUUCAAUGAUGUAACAUGAUACCCACCUUUACUUUUACUAAAAUGUAAAAAAAUAAAAAUUCAAAAUUUUUCUGGAAUAGUAAAACUAAGUUAGCUUUGAAAACACUGUCAUUAGCGAUAUCUGUCACUUGUAUAUUAGAUAAAAAUUAAACUUGGGUGCAAUAAUUAGUUUAAUAAUGGUACAUUUAAGUAAAACAGCGAAAAAAAUCUAAUGUUGGUUUAUUAUGGAGACAGAAAGCCAAGAAGUUAGUGGAAAUCAGUUUGAACAUCGUUUGUAGCAUAAAAAUCAAGUAUUCCGUGUUUAAAAUUUCUUAAUUAAAACGUGUUCUUUUUCAGUUAAAAGUGUUAUUUUAACAAUUAUUUUUAACUUUUACUUAUUUUUUGGUUAAUGAGCUAACGAUAGAUAAAGACAACAUUUCCAAGGCUACAUUUUUCAAAAUUUUCGAUUUUUUUUUAAGUUUCGAUUUAAGUAAGGUAUGCAUGUGUUAUACCAUAGAACUCAGAAAAAAAUGCUCUUCUCAAAAAUAUUAAAUUUAAACCUUGUUGCUAUCUAAAAAAAUCAAGUUAGCCUUGUAUCCGAAGAACAAAUGGAGAUAGAAAUUUAAUAAACAUCUGAAACGAUACAAUUUAUAUACUCCUAAGCAUAAGUAUACCAAAUUUUAAUAAGUUUUGAUGAACAGUUUUUAUAAUCCAAAUUACUUUUUUCGUAUAAUUUUAACUGAGUUAAACGUGAUUUAAAAAUGACAGUGUAUGUAAAAAGCAACCUUGAUAUAGAAAAAAAGACAAUGUAUGGCCCCAGUGCAUGAAUUGAGUUAUAAAAAAAUAUUUUAAAAUUUUUAACCUAAUUGCUUAAACGUCGGUUUAGUUAAACUGAUCACGUGACCAGGUUGAACCAAUCAACCGUGCUUUGAUUCACGGGUUAAUCGCGAAUUAACGUAUAACAGGCAAAUUAACUACAAUUACACUGCGGUAUAUUUCAAAUUCGUUUUCGUUUACUAGUUUAAAAAAUUUUAAUUUUGAUGUCCAGUUUUCGGAAUUCGCGGAAAAAGACUUUGAUGCAACCUUAUAGUAGGUCUUUUCGCUUGUAGUUUUAGUGAACACCUGUCAAAUAAUGGCACAAUACAAAGUAAAUAAAUAAAAACAUUCCAAAAGUUGAUUAUUCUAAUAAAAAACAAACUUAGAGUAAUAAAUAAGUAACGAUUUGGGAUUCAAUUAUGGAAAUAUCCAAAGUUGUACUAUACAACUGUGCUCGAAAACUUGAGCCUUUGAAUUGUGAAUUUUGCACUUUUACAAGCGACUUUAAGCUUCUUUUGCAUCGCCACACCCGAAGUUUGCAUCACAAUGUUGACAUCAGCAGACACAAACUAUCUGAAGAAAUAAAGUGGUUUCAGUGUGAACAAUGUGCUUUCAAGACUAAGGUCAGCUCGAACCUACAAAGACACAUCACGAGAAAACACACUGGAUGCCAUCAAUUCAGUUGUGACUCAUGCAGUUACAAAACGCAAAACAAAAAGAAUUUCACAAAACACAAAAACUAUAAUCACUCGCAAGACGUGGUCAUGUAUGAAUGUACAGAAUGUCCAUACAAAACCAAGAAAAAAUUCAGCCUGAAAUGCCACAUAAUUAGGAGACACACGGAGUCAGAAGCCAUUAUUGAGUGGUACAACUGUGACCGCUGUACCUAUCGUUCAAAGGUGCAAAGUGACUUAAAGAAACAUACACUGGUUGUGCAUUUCACAGACUCGGAACUUAAAUGGUUUGAAUGCGAUCUUUGCGAUUAUAAAGGAAGAUUCAAAGCUAAUUUGAAUAAACAUAUUAAGAGGAAUCAUGGAGGUGCUAGUGUGGUCUUUAGUUGCGAUUUGUGUGACUACAAAUCGGAGAAAAAAUUCGAGAUUAAAAGACAUAAGUAUAGUGCACAUUUGACGAAAAAGAGAAGUACACGUGGAAGUGGUGAGAUUUUUAGGUGCGAGUUGUGCGAGUAUAAGUGUAAGAGAAAAGAUAAUUUUAGAAGGCAUAAGUUGAGCUUGCAUUCUGUAAAACAAGAAGUAUCGUGAAUUGUUAUAAUAAACUGUUUUUGUUUGUUUU